Cryptomeria japonica (Japanese cedar) is the source of this 4552-nucleotide messenger RNA. RefSeq lists its product as uncharacterized. The transcript is spliced from 22 exons. Bases 231 to 4052 code for a protein of 1273 amino acids. Lineage: Eukaryota; Viridiplantae; Streptophyta; Pinopsida; Cupressales; Cupressaceae. The record is from RefSeq and is a predicted model, not a curated record.
GUUAUAAGAAAUUAUUAUAAUUUGAAAAUCGUCAAAAAGAGCCGUUCCAAAGGAAUCCGUAAUGCCCUGCUCUUAUUCAUCACAGAAAUUGAACAAGGCAGAGUGUACAGGCCAUUAUUUGAUUCAACGAAAAACCUGCUAAUUGCAGUGGCAGUUAACACGGAUUGAAACCGAGAUUUUGGUUUCUGGGGCUUCACAAUAUAUCGGCUUUUACGGACAAGAAGAAGAAUAUGUUUACUGAAGGCCUAGAUGAGACUGCUCUCAAUUGGGUCCGAGAGGGUGUGGAUGUCCAACCCACUUUAUAUUCCUCUGAAAAUAUCAGCCCCAACCUUGCAUCUGAUCCACUGAUAUAUAAUGCUGCAUCUAUUGGUAAGGCCGGGAACUGGGGACUUCCUUCCACAAAAUUGCCACCCAUUCACUACCGUUCAGGGUUUCUUGGCCCACCUCUUAUUUCCACACAUUUGGAGGGCAGUGUUGUGUUGGACGUGGAUGACGAUGAGAGUGUCGGCUCUGCCCCGGAGCAUGGCCUUUAUUAUUCAUCUGGCGAGGAUGGGGAUUCUGUCGAGUCUGAUCUGCAAGAAGAUCCUCUUUUGCAUCAUGGUUAUAUAGGGGGUGCUGGGCAUGGGGUUUAUAUGACUGGGGAUCCUAAACCAUCGCAAGAAACCACAUAUGAGUAUAACUGCCGGUAUAGGUAUGAUCGACUGCAGAAAUCGAGUCCAGACCCUGUUUCUGUGUUGGAAUCUAGGAGUGGUCAUGGUGGAGCAAAGAGGAAUGUAGACCCUACUCAACAUGGAGAAUCUUUAGCUGCAUCUUCGGAGGAUAUUGGAAGUCCUGAGGAAUUGCCCAGGGAGAAUGAGGAAAAUUCCACUUUCUAUCGGGAAGAGAAGUGCGCUCAACCGACUACUGGCUUUGUAGAAAAGAGACAAGAAGAUAAAGAGGAAUUUCACAUUCCUGAACCCCAACCCAGGAGCUUGUCAGAAACAGGAACACCAAGUGCACCACCAAUGUUUGCACCUGAAAAUGAAAUAACAGAAGAAAGUGCUCUUAAGACAGAGUCAAAUAAUAGCUGGAGACAGAGUUCAAGAAAGUCAAGCCCACUGCAUGACAUACAUACAGAUCAAAAGCAUUUCAGUGUACCGGAACCAAACGAUAAAUGUACAGGGUCUUCUUGUGAGGAAGGGGAAGUGCAGACUUCAUGUAGACAAACUAAUUCCUUUUUAAGUCCCCCAACUUUUUAUGUUAGUGGCCAUGGUGCUUGGCAGGCUUUUCUUGCGUAUGAAGCAUGUAUCAGACUGUGUUUGCGUGCAUGGGCCACAGGCUGCAUGGAGGCUCCAGAGUUCCUGAAUGACGAGUGUGCUGUUUUGCGUAAUGCUUUUGGAUUGCAAAAAGUCUUGUUGCAACCAGAAGAAGAAUUAUUGAUGACUGGACCCAUUUCUAGUUCUAUGGAGGAGACUACUGCACCUAGGCACAAAAAAACUGUGGAGAAAAUUAAGGUGGAAGUGCAUAGAGUGAAGAUUAAGAGGGUGGUGCCUUCCAAAUGCAAUUUUCCAUGUGCCGGACCAAUCCUUGAACAUUUUAAAUCGCUGCGUAAACAUUUUUCUAACAUGCGAUCAUCUCUUUCGGCUGGAUGGGCAGCAAUGAAAACAGUUCAUGUUGUAUCAAAUGCACCUCAUCAUUCGACCUACUCACAACGUGGUGCUGCGUAUAUGCAAGCUGGAGCACAGUAUGUACGACAAUUAUCUGGAAUAAUAAAAGCAGGUGUGAAUACACUUUGCAACAGCAAACCUUCAGAAACAACACAAGAAACCUUUUCAUGCUUGCUUCAGCUAAAGAGCUUAAUUGAAGAAGAAGCUUCAUUGAUGCAGCCCGGGUCAUCUGUGUGGAUGCAACCGGGAUCUGGUGAUAAUCAUAUGUUUUUUCCUGAGAGCCAAGGAGAUGUUCUUAUAGUGGAGGUUCAAGAUUGCAAGGGAAAUGCUUAUGGUCGAAGUUGGAUAAAGAUCUCUUCUAUAACCGAUGAUCCAAAUGAUAAAAUUCGCUGGUGGCCUAUUUACAACGAAAAACAUGAAUGCGUGGGAAAGGUGCAACUCUCCAUAACUAAUAUAAAUACCUCUGGUGAAAUGAGGUCAACAAAGUGUGGUCCUGUUGGAGAAACCCUAGCAUAUGACUUGGUACUUGAAGCUGCAAUGCGGAUGCAAUGUUUUCAAUCGAGAAACCUACGUUUGCAUGGACCAUGGAAAUGGUUGCUAGCAGAGUUUGCUUCGUAUUAUGGAGUAUCAGACUCAUACACUAAAUUGAGGUAUCUUUCAUGCAUUAUGGACGUGGCCACCCCAACAAAGGAUUGCUUUGAUCUUUUAUAUGAAUUGCUUGUCCCAAUAAUAAAAGCUCGAGACGAGAACACUUUAAAUCGACAAGAGAAACGAAUGUUGGUUGACAGUGAAGAUCAAUUGGAGCAUCUUCUUGCAAUGGCUUUUGAGAAUUACAAGUCACUAGAAGAAUCAUCACCAUCAGGUUUAGCUGACAUGUUUGGGCCGGCUACUGGUAUUGCUGCACCUGCAUUAGCACCCGCUGUGCAAGUAUACACUCUUCUUCAUGACAUACUUUCCCCUGAUGCACAAGCAACUUUGAGAAACUAUAUACAGAUGGCUGCAAGAAAAAGAUGCAAGCGGCACAUGGCAGAAACUGAUGAAUUUUUAACGAGCAACAAUGAUGGAUUUUUGAUGGAUUCCUUAACUACAUCUACAGCUUACCUGAAAAUGAAGGCACUCUGCAUGCACAUUAGAGAUGAAGUGCACACUGAUAUUGCAAUCCACAAUAAACACAUUCUACCAAGUUGUAUUGAUCUCCCAAACAUAACUGCUGGUGUAUACAAUUUGGAGCUGUGCAAUAGACUACGGGCAUUUCUUGUUGCUUGCCCUCCGUCUAGCCCUUCAACACCUGUGAUAGAGCUGCUAAUUGCAACCGCCGAUUUCCAAAGGGAUCUGGCAUCCUGGAAUAUUUGUCCUAUAAAGGGAGGCGUGGAUUCAAAAGAAUUGUUUCAUUUGUAUAUUGUUCUUUGGAUUCAGGACAAGCGGCUUUAUCUGCUUGAUUUCUGCAAGCUUGAAAAAGUUCGUUUGAUAGAAACUCAAACAAUGACACAGCACUCAACAUCACCAUUUGUUGAGGAAAUGUAUGAGCGCAUCAAAGAUACUUUGAAUGAAUAUGAAGCAAUUAUAAACCGCUGGCCUGAAUACUCCAUUGAUUUGGAAAAUGCCAUAACAACUGUAGAGAGAGCAGUAAUGAGAGCAUUGGAGAAACAGUAUAGUGAGGUCCUGACUCCAUUAAAAGCUGGCAUAAUACCAAAAAAAUUUGGUCUACAGUACAUGCAAAAGUUAGCAAGACGUAAUUCAGUAUGCCUCUACAGUGUUCCCAGUCAUUUGGGUUUAUUCUUAAACACCAUUAAGAGAAUCCUUGAUGCACUGCAUCCUAAAGUCGAGAUUCAACUCAGGUCCUGGGCAUCAUGUGUGCUUACACCUGUUGCUGGAGAUAAGAAACUGGUGUUUGGAGAGCAACUGAAUGGCAUCACUGUAAUGUUGAGAACUAAAUACAAAACAUUCUUGCAAGCAAUUGUGGAGAGACUUGCAGAUAAUACGCAUGUGCAACGCACAACAAAACUGAAGAGAAUUCUUCAGGACACAAAGGAGGCAGGUGGAGAAAAUGAGAUUCGAGAAAGAAUGCAGCUUCUCAAUUCUCAGCUCAUUGAAACUAUUUGCCAGCUCCAUUAUAUGUUUGACAGCCGGAUUUUUGUAGCUAUUUGUCGGGGCUUUUGGGACCGCAUGGGACAGGAUGUGCUCUAUUUCUUGGAAAACAGGAAAGAAAAUAGAUCUUGGUAUAAAGGUUCUUGCUUUGCCUUGGGGAUUCUAGAUGAUACCUUUGCAUCUCAGAUGCAGAGAUUGCAAGGAAAUGCUUUGCAAGAGAAGGAUCUGGAUCCACCGCGCUCUAUAAUGGAGGCACGCUCUAUGCUAUGUAGGGAGACACCCCAUGGUGCAGAUUCAUCAAAUUAUUAUUACCUCUAGGAAUUCAUCAAAUUGAGAUGACUCAUAGAUAUCUAACAUGUUCUAUUUCUGCCUAUGUGCCUGCAUCAAUUCAUUUGUCUCAAGAAAAUAAAAAGGGAUUCUUUCAGCUGUUUAGGAGAAUCAUCAAAGAAAGCUCAGAAGCUUGUUAUGUAUAUAAUUCUUUCAUUCUUGGAAGGUCUGGCCCAUGAACAACAGCAGAAGAUAUCUUUAUUGUUUCAAGAUCAGUCAUUCGUUUGUAUUUUGUUCUGCACUACCUAUUCCUUGAAUUAAGGAGCAGGUAGCAUGGUUUCUCAAUCAUAUAUUCUAUUUGUCUAUUCAAGUAUUUUCAAGGAAAUAAGAGGGAAGAUUUUUAGGUGUUGAAAAGCUGUAUCAGUCACUAUAAAAAGCAGAGAACCCAGAAGCUUGUGUUCUGAUGCCAAAUCUCCAUUAAUUGGCCAGAGAUUGGCCUUUUUCAUAUUUGUUACAUAGCUCAAUAAUUAUUUGAACUAGUAACUUCUUUA